CAUGAAGUGAACAACAGGACUCCAAAGGGAAAACCAACUGGCCAGUGUCCCACAGGGAGAAGGUGAGAGUCCUACUGGUGUCCUGUACCUCGAUCGACCAACGGACAGUUGCCGUGUCCUGUUAAAGGUUGUCCCAGUCAUCCUUCACUAUAACUGCAGGACUCUAUAUACUUAUGCUGUACUGGAUGAUGGAUCGGAAAGGACCAUGCUGCUGCCCACUGCUUCCCGUGAGCUGUCAAUACAAGGCACUAAUGAGACACUCCCAUUACGCACCAUAAGACAAGAUGUGGAAACUCUUCACGGUUCCUGUAUUUCUUUCACCAUUUCACCUAAAGCAAAGCCAAGGCUAAAGUAUCAGGUGAAUAAUGCCUUCACAGCCGUCCACAAUCGACCUGGCAGAACAUACUUAUCAGGUUCAGUCCCUUAAGAAGAAGUACAAGCACCUCAGAGGCAUUCCGCUCCAGUCCUUCAGAAAGGUUAAACCUCUGCUACUGAUUGGUAGUGACCAUGCACAGCUCAUCACUCCAAUCGAGCCGUUACGCCUUGGUCCUCCAGGAGGUCCCGCAGCAAUGUGCACCAGAUUAGGCUGUGCAUUGCAGGGCCCUUCCAGCCCUUUCCUCCCACUUUCCCAGCCACGGCAGUGCCUGUUCACCACCACUCUCUCCCCUCAGGUCAAUGAACUAUCUAGACACGUGGAGAAUGUAGCAAUCCACGUCUGGACUGAGGUAACCUGACCUACAUGUGAACUUAACUCCCUCCUUUGAAGAGCCCCUACGUCCCUUUACUCCCCAGAGAUAAGGGACCCUGAACCUUUCUCCACAACAGGAGACUGGCUUCUAUCACCACAGGCACCAAUUGACGCCAACAUCUCAAAGGUCCAUAUCAAAGAACCAUUAGUCCACUUUGUUGAUCUACCUGUAAAUCCCUCAGGAUUCUACCUCUGCUUAUCAUGCCAAAAGGAGAGGCUGUCACAUUUAUCACCAAGAAGCUGUCUCUCCCAGAACUGGGACCACCAGCCAUAAAAUGUGGAAUGUGCUCAUCAAAGAGAACGAGAGACUUCAUUUGGACACAGGUUCUGGUUCAGAUGCACCAGAACUUUCAACUUCCAUGAAACUGAUGUCAUCGUAUUCUGUGGACAAAAUGUUUUCAUUUGAUAUUAGAUUGGUUUCUGUGUGAUGUUCAAUGCCUGAUCUACAGAUUUACCAGGAAAUUCCUAAAGUUACAAAGGGACUUCAACUCAUCACCAUGCUUUCCUUUGUGUGAAGACACAAAGUUGAAAUAGAGAUACUCACCUUCUUUACUUCUUUUAAUCUGUGCAACAUACACAUGGACUAUUUCCACCAGCUACAAUUCGGUAUGCUCAUUAUUGUAUCACAUUUUUAAGUGUUACAAUUGUUUAAUUAGUAAUGUCCAGAUUAGGUCAUUUAUAAUUUGAUUUUGCUUGCAUUUAUUAUUCGUGUAUGUUUUAGUGUUUACUGGGUGUUGCAUAAGACAAGACCAGGCAUCAUGAAUAACAUUUAAGUUGUUACAGCAUUGUAAGGGACCACGUAUAAGACCUUAAGAUUCUAUGCAGUUAAUGUUGCUGGUUAACUAAUCUGACUGCUCAUUUGAGUGUCAAAGUGAUCAUUACAUGCUUAUUGUGUUAUGGUGUGAUGGAACUUUGAGCUUGAUGAAAAGAGAAGAGCUUAGUUAUCCCAGAUUUAGGAGCGAUCCAAAUCCAAUAGUUUGAUUCCUGAUCUGAAGAGGUGGAACUCUUCACCACUGGUUGAAGUCAUUUCUCCGCCCUGCAGUGACCACUGCCCCAGAGGUAUUUAAACCAGUGACACCCAAGGCAAAACGGAUUUCCCUCUAUCUUCAAACUUCUUUCACUUUUUCCUUUUUGCGUCGCAUUACUUUUCUUUAAUUUUCCUUUGUUCUUAAAUUUUGUAAACCUAAGUUAAACUUAGAGACACGAACGAACAACGAUUUUUGUAACGUUAGAAAGUCAUCAAGAAACUCCGCGAAACUGAAACUAUUACAACCAGUCCUUAAAUGACUCGCUAUUUUUGAUCAAACUAAUUAAAUUAGAUUCCAGCCCGUUUGCUUUUUGGGCUAGUUUAAGCAGUGCUGACGCUUUGCAACACCCUGAAAGUCCAGCCUGGCUGACUGUUACUCUGCUGAACCCGAGCCGUCAUCAUCACCGCGGGCGACGAUUCCUGGCCCAGAGGCCGUGGCACCUGGACCAGAGAGGGCACGCCUGCUCAACCGAACCGGUAACGGGAAACGCUGCACAGCGGCUACAGCUCCAAACUAAGGCAAGACGAACAUCUCUAAUCCUCUGAGAAGUCUGGUGUUUCUCAAAGCUCUGAAAUUGAACAUUCCAAAUUUAUGAGUUAUCCUUAGAUUUGAAUUAGUUAGAGACAAAUACUCUUUUCUCUUGAUCAAAGCCAUCACACACUCAGGUCUUGACCAUUCUUUGGGUUUCACUCAUUGAUUCAUUCACUGUUCAUCAUCUCAUUCUGAUCAUUCUCUCAUUUUCUGUUCUGUUUAUUUGAGUAUUUCCAUAUUAUGUUAUUCAUAUAUCCAGUAGUGUUAGAUUAAUAAAACGUUAAAAGGAAUCUAGUUUUGUGUGCAUUGCUCUUCAGAUUUAAACAGAGGUCACUGAACCGCGACAAGAAUUCACGGCAUAAGAGACUGAUUUGGUUUUAUCACAAGAAAGUGGUUAUUGUUGUUCAUGAGUGGUAACUCAUUGAAUUGAUAUCUGGCUUUGACUAGAUUAAUACAAGCGUGGUUUCAGCUUUAAAACAAACCUGGUGCCCCAACUUCGAGGUAUAUUAAUGUUUUGCAUUAAUAUCAAACUAUUAAUAAUUUGAAUCCGCUACAUCAUCAUUUAUGCUUAUUUAAGUUCCUUCUGUGAGAUGACUAGUAGUCUCCUUUGAUCUUUUUGUAAUUGGAGUCCUGGGUUCAUUGCGUAAUAAACGUGUGUUUAUUAAAAAGUGUUUGAUGACAUUGCUUUUCAGUCCAGAUGUGUUAUAGCUGGUGUUACAUCAAACUAACCCUGCAAAGUUACAUAGUCUUGGAAUAGAAAUCUGACUUGUAAUGCUUUUUCUUGAUGUUAUGUUUCUUUCUCAGCUUUACUCUGGUGAAAACCUAAGGCACAUCAUUGUUUGUAACAGCAGCAGAGGAAAGGACGUCCAGUGUCAUGUGAAAAGCUGCACUUUACUCUGCAACAGGAGACUUCACACCAACAGACACUGUGCGUUCAACACAGCCACAUUCACAAGCUUCACAGGUUCAAAAUGUUCCCCAGGUGGUUGACAUUCACAGCUUUCCUGGCCAGUUUAUCAAAUUCACUAGGAGCAACUGCAGACGCUCUGAGAGUGAAGCCAACUUGUGGGGUCAAAGGUCGUCCAGAGCAACAGUUGAAUUUAAAGUGCGGAAAUGGAACAAAUACAGGAGAGGUCCAGUACUGGCACACCCCCUUUGGAGAGCUCCUGAGCUCCAGUUUCCCACUGGGCCCUGUGUUCAUGCGCCCUGACGGGAGCCUGGUGAUCCCCAACAGCAGCACUGUCCACAGUGGCAUGUACUACUGCCUCCUGCAGGACGCAAAGGGAGCUGUUCUAUGGCCAUACGAGCUGCAUGUUAGCCACCACCACCACCUGAGCCAAAUACUUGGUGACUGUCAGCAAAGCCUGUCUUCCACCAGGUUCAGCUGGGACAUAGUAUUUGAGAAGCAGAAAGAUGUUUCACAUGAGGCGUUUGCAGGAGCAGUGACAGCAUGUGUGCUGCUGAUGUUUGUGUUUGGCUUCAGCAUGGGAGCUUUGUCCAGGACUCUCAUCCUCAGAUUUUUAGAAUUUGUCACCAAGAGGCUUCAAUCAUCACACCAACAAACCAACGUGGUGGAGUUAUCGUUCACAUCCCAGGGCUUUGAGAUGGGAAACCUGCAGAACGAAAGCUCAAGCACAGAUACAUCAUCUCCACCCAUCAAACCCCAGAGAAGUUUCAGGCACAAGAAAGAAGAGGAGAGAAAAACAGAGGAGGAAGAGGCAGGCAAGAGUGUGGAGGGAAAUAAGAAACCGUGUGAAGAAGAGCAAAGAGAAGGCACAGAGAAUCCCAAUGAAACAGAGUACAGAGAAAGCACAAAGGAGAAAGAUGGAGGCCAGAGCCAGGAGGAUAAUAAGAGCAACGAGGACAGAGGAAUUGAGAAGGAGAAAAAGACAGACCAUGCAGAAACAACAAAGACAGCAGAAGAUUCUCAACAGCCAGUUACUGAAUCAGGAGACAGUGAGUCACAGGACGGCAGCAUCAGAGAAGCGUCGCUCCCGGCUCGGCGCUGUCGCAUCAUCCGCCUGUACCAGUACGACGAGGACGGCCAGAGGUACUGCCACCUCCCAGAAACCCUGCACGAGCCGGCCCCCACCCCCCGGCCCAGGCAGAGGACCCGCUCUCUGACGCGGCUCAGCGCCAUCAUGGCCGCCGCUACACAGGAGGCGGGAGGAGAGGAGGGGACACGCUUCCACAUGGACAGCAGGACAGCAGCCAUGAUGUGACAGAUGCUGUACAACCUUGAGGAUGGAGCCUUUGACCCCACACACAAACCUCGUCAAAACCAGUAUCAUAGGACUCAAAGUUUGGUCUCUGUGAUGGGCAGCUGUGGAUCCAACCAUCCUGCCUGUAUCCAGUCCCUGGUCCAACCAUCCUGCCUGUGCUCUGUUGUUGCUUGUUGUUUCUUGUUGUUGUUGCUGUGCUUUUCUUUCUCUCUAUCCUCUCACCCCAACCGGUCGAGGCAGAUGGCCGCCCACAUCCAGUCUGGUUCUGCUGGAGGUUUCUUCCUCGUUAGAGAGGGAGUUUUUCCUCUCCACUGUUGCUGUCAAAUUAAAUGCUUGCUGUAUGUGGGAUUUGUUGGGUUUAGUUGUGUGAGGUUUUAAACCUUACUUUGUAAGGUGCCUUGAAAUAACUUUGUUGUGAUUUGGCGCUAUAUAAAUGAAAUUGAAUUGAAUUGAAUUAAUAAAGACAAAUCAGCCCAUCUCUCUCCAAGACCACAGCACAGUUCAGCCAGAGUCUGUCCACUCCAACAAACAGCCUGUAACUCACUAGAACUUGGAUUAACAUGUUACACAUCAGCACUCAAAACGAUUGAGCACAUUGAGCACCGACCCGCACUUACGGAAAAAAGGCUGACCUCUCAUCCACCCACUCACAAGCAAAAGGUGUUGGCUCAUCCACUAGAAACAACUUGGCUUUCUGUGUCUAAGCCAAGAACAUUUCAAAACGCUGAACGGGCCAAAGCCUGAACCACCACGCAGCUCAAAGCAGAACAUGUUUGUGUACC
Betta splendens (Siamese fighting fish) is the source of this 5311-nucleotide messenger RNA. RefSeq lists its product as uncharacterized. The record is from RefSeq and is a predicted model, not a curated record. The coding region runs from base 3279 to 4529 and encodes 416 amino acids. NCBI's taxonomy places the organism in Eukaryota, Metazoa, Chordata, Actinopteri, Anabantiformes, Osphronemidae. The transcript has 7 exons.